AUGGUUGACUUAAAACAACAGCUUGAUAUGUUAGACUAUCUUGGCCCGAUUGCUGUUUGGAUUUCAUUCUUCUCCAUAACAUUUAUAAUCUCAGUGACAUGUAUUUUAUGGUGUUGCGUAUCUGAAACAGAUGACAAAACUGUUUUUGCUAAGUGGGGCAUGGGACCAAGGCAUCAACUAACCGUCGCACAGCAAAAAUAUGAUUCAACUUCAACUCAUAAAGCUUUAUAA
Molecule: messenger RNA, 231 nt
Organism: Brugia malayi
Lineage: Eukaryota; Metazoa; Nematoda; Chromadorea; Rhabditida; Onchocercidae
Exons: 2
Coding region: 1-231 (76 amino acids)
Source: RefSeq, a predicted model, not a curated record